Messenger RNA from Owenia fusiformis, 1132 nucleotides. NCBI's taxonomy places the organism in Eukaryota, Metazoa, Annelida, Polychaeta, Sabellida, Oweniidae. The record is from the annotation of a GenBank genome assembly.
UACCAAUACUGACCUCGUAUCACAACUAGCUGCGAAAACCUCCAAAUGCAAGGAUCUUGAUGAGGAAUGCAUCUACUUGCGUAAACAGUUAACCAAUAGGAAAUCUGCCAUUGACAAUCCAUCUAAGACCCUAGUAAUUGGAAGUUCGAUAAUUCGUGACUUUGACCAUACCAAAAUACGUAACACUGAUGUCACCUGUAUCAGAGGGGGUAAAAUCAAAGAUGUCCAUAAAGAGAUAACAGAACUCGGGAAAACCACAGGACCAAAGCCCUACAAUCGUGUUAUUCUUCAGAUUGCCAGCAACGAUUCCUCCCAAAAUGACGCCAGUGCUGAAUCAAUUGUCAAAGACUAUAAGCUAAUGGCAACUGGGGCAAAAAACAUUUCUGAUGAAAUUCAUGUGUCAAGCAUCACCCCUCGUACAGAUAACAAACAGGCCCAAGAAGUCAUCGAAGCUGUUAAUGCUGAACUGCAAGUAAUGUGCGACAAUGAUAACCAAUUUACAUAUAUAAACAAUGACACAAUAUUUCGUCUCCAGGAUGGCUCUAUAAAUGACGGUUACCUUGAUUCAUGGGGACUGCAUCUAACAAAGGCUGGCUCAAAUAAACUUGCUCAUAAUAUGAAACUAGAUACAAUCUCUGAUGACAUCACCAAGCCACGCCAAUUUAACCGCCCCCGUCCAUCCCCUAACAACCACAAUAAUAGACCCCAAGCCCCUCAAAAUGUGAUGGGUAUCUCCUCAUCGAAUGACACUGAUGGAUGGCAAACAGUAUGUCAUAAAAAACACAACAAUAACAGUUCAUGUGACAAUAGUAGUAGUACCUAUCAGUCAUCUCAUUCCAAUGCACCGAACAAAAAGGGGAAUAAGCCAGCAUGUUUUAAAUGUGGUGAAAGUUCCCACUUGGCAAGCUCUUGCUGGCAUCCCCAUUCUGUAAGGUGCUACCUGUGUAAUUCUUUAGGACAUAAACAAACCAAAUGCCCUGAGUUCAAUGUUGCUAAUUCUAACUAGAUUCUUGGCUAUGAUAUAGCCUUACCCCCAUUCCAUACUAAAUGUCAGCCAAAACGCAAUGUGGUAAACAAAUGUCAUAAAAAACAUAGGCGAGGUGGUCAUACGGUUAAAAAAUCUAAUAAAGCA